Messenger RNA from Branchiostoma floridae (Florida lancelet), 2393 nucleotides. RefSeq names its product insulin-like growth factor-binding protein 2. Gene Ontology annotation, cellular component: extracellular region. NCBI's taxonomy places the organism in Eukaryota, Metazoa, Chordata, Leptocardii, Amphioxiformes, Branchiostomatidae. The transcript is spliced from 4 exons. Gene Ontology annotation, molecular function: insulin-like growth factor binding. The record is from RefSeq and is a predicted model, not a curated record. Bases 183 to 1118 code for a protein of 311 amino acids.
CAGCGGACAGACAUAGCAGUGCGCAGUGUUGGAGCGAAUGCUGAUCAGCUCAGGCCAGGGAAUACCAGCUUGAGGGAUCAGGUAGAACUAGGUCAUUGUUGGUCAGGCAAGCUACCGGAAGGUUGUGCUGAAGAGUCGCUCCUACUUUGCGUGCUGACUUGUAACUCUUUACUCACUCAGACAUGUUGUCAACCAGCAAGUUGCAGCUAGCCGGAGUGGUGUUGGUCGUGUCACUAGCAGCGGCCGGCGGAGUGUUCCUACCGUGCCAGCCGUGCGAAGAAGAGGUUUUGGCCCGAUGUGUCGAGCCCGUUGGCUGCGUCGAAGUGGUGGACGCUCCCGGCUGCGGAUGCUGCAAGACCUGCGCCCGCAUGGAGGGAGAGAACUGCGGGGUCUACACCGAGCGGUGCGGUAGCGGACUGCGGUGUCUCCCGCCACCGAAAAGCAAGUCGCCGUUCCGGGCACUACUCCUCGGACGUGGCGUGUGCACGACGAACAAAACAUUCGAAGAGACCGACGAAAUCCCUACGCCAGCCCCAGAGACAACCAACCCUCCUCCAACCACCACCACUGCCGCCCCCACCAAACCACCACGGCGGUCCCACCAUCACAGAGACAAACUCAUCAAGUGGAAACAGCAGCUGGAAGCGAUGUACAAAAGAGAACGACAGCACAAGGCAAAGAUGGCAGCAAAGAAGUCUUCACGGUUCUCCGAGGGAAUCAUGGGCCUGUCCUUCCAGAGGAGGAACCAACAGGAAGCAGCCCGCGAGAGAAACAGGUCCAACCCAAGGCUCUACAAAGAUCUUCACAGGCACUACCGUCACAGAGGGAGAAUGCCAACAGAGGCGCCUGAAGUUACAGCAGCACAGAAGCCCACAGAGGCCCCUUGUAAAACUGUCCAGAGACAAAUCAUUGAACAAAGGAGAACCAAAGGAGGGGCCAGUGGGUACAUCCCCGCUUGCGACUUCGACGGUUACUACAGAGCAAAACAGUGUAACCUGUCGACUGGAGUGUGCUGGUGUGUAGACAAGUUCGGCAAGGACUUGCCCAACACACCGUAUGUGGAGGGUGACCCAAGAUGCAUCCUGUACACAGACAGAGCCCGUAUGAAAAUUUGGUAGCGUCCUGUUUAGACGGAAGCUGCCGGACUUGUGUGUAUGAAAGACGAGGUUGAAGCUGAAGUAUUUUGAUUAAAAAAAACUAUAUGUCCUCGUGAUGCACUGCCUUUAAAUGGAGAUGGUGCAUGAAUGUUGCGUUCAGAGACGCGACUCGGUUGUUGAAGGCGGAUUGUGACACUAAAGAAAGGUCAAUGAAAGAUAAGUGUGACAUUUCGGCAGGGACUACGUCUUGUCGCGCCCGGCUCCCGCCAUGCAGGAUGCACCAGGGUAGGACAACGUCACGUCACCGUCGCCAGGCUAGUUCAAGGAAUCGUUGAUGACCACUGCACUGCCCACCUUCAAUACAUGUAAAAGUAGACUAGAACAUGAUACGGGAAAGACGUUUUUCAAAGAAUACUGUUUUUCUUUGUAUAGAUGUGGCGAAAGGGUGAAAGAGACUUGUAAACAAAUGCUGAUUCUUUUUUUCUUCUUGACGUUGUUAUCUUAGACUCAGGAACAAAAGGGCUAACCCAACGAGUUGGGAUAAAGUUUCUGUAAAUCUAUGUGGCCUAGCGUGUAUCAGGUGCGUUUGUCACUUAUGUAUUUACGAAGACGAUGAAUGAGGUUUAUAUAAUGGUUCGAAUUGUCUCUUCUAUACGACACCGCUACUUACUUCCCCACAGAAAAGGUGCUAACAGACUGACUGUACUUUAUAAAAGCUAUUUAUAUCGUUCAACAACUAUACUAUGAACCGAAGCUGCAACAGUGUCAAGGAUUAAAAAUCUUGAAGAUUGAACUUACGGAAAAAACAGAGUGUUUUCUGCGGAGCGAACUUUGACCAAGCGAGACGCCAACAUAGCCCAUUAAUUGAUUUAUCUCAGGGUUACGUAGAAAACAACAACCAAACUAUUCGGCUUGAAAUAGUUUUAUCGUCGUAAAGUUAAUCUGAAAUGUUUGAAUAUGAAGAACGUAUAAGUGCGAAAUGAAGGACAUUGUCUUACCAGUUUCUUUGUGUAUAUCUACAUUUACCUAUCUUUAUAUAUAUCUUUAUAUACAUAUAUGAAUAGUUUGGAAGCCUAGCUACCACAUCGCUACGUCGUUGUAGACACCUGCCACUGCUAGGGAAAAUUACCUAUGUAUGGUGAGACAAAAUACCACACCUGCUUCUUAAUAUGUGUCUGAUUGCAAUAUUGAGGGACAUUUUCACUUACACAGAAUUAAGUCCAUGUGUAUUGAGUUGAUCAGCAGAUGGCAACAUCUGUGAUGAAUACAGAAGAGAAUGAACUUUAUGUUUGAUAA